AUGACUGAAGCCAUGUUAGCUAGUCGCCUUCGUGAUAUCGAAGAAGAAAUGAGAUCUGAACGAGAUGGACGCUUCCGUCAGGAAAAAGAAUUUACAGCUUUACGUAUUGAUUUUGAUGAACUUGAGCAACAAUUAGAAGAAGCAAUAAAUACACGCGAUCGAGAAUUUGAAGCUAACAAACGUUUAAAACAAGAAGUUCAUGAUUUACGUCAGAAACUUGAACUUCAAUCAAGUGAAAAUGAUGAAAAUUUAAAUGGAAUUCGUCGUCGUUUUCAAGAUACUGUUUCAGAUUUAACAAGUCAAGUUGAAGCUUUAAGUAAAGGAAAAACAAGACAUGACAAGGAGAGUAAAACAUUUAUCGUCGAAAUUGAAGAACUAAAAAUCGAAGUCGAGUCAUUAUCGAAGGCUAAACAUCAAGCUGUAUCAAUGAAUAAAGAAUAUGAAGGAAGAUUAAUUGAAAUGAGUAGCAAAAUUGACGAUGCUAUUCGACAAUUAACUGAUGCUAAUACUGCUAAAUCACGUCUUGCUGAAGAAAAUCUAACUUUUAGUCAUCGAAUUGAAACUGUUGAAUUUGAAUUAAUAUCAUUACAAACGACUUAUAAACGAGCACAAAGUGAUCUUGAAGAAGCACGUCUUCACUUAGAGUCUGAAAUGGCUACCAAUCGUGCAUUACAAUCAACAGUUAAAACUUUUCAAAUGGAUUUAGAAUCAACAAAAUUACAACUUGAAGAUGAAAUUGAAGCUAAAACUGAACUACAAAAAGUUCUAAUUAAAAUACAAGAAGAAACACGUUUUAUGCGUGAGCGCUUUGAAAAAGAAAUUGAAGCCAAAAAUGAAGAAAUUGAAGACCAAAGACGUAAAUUCAAUGGACGCAUCAAUGAAAUUCAAGAACAGCUUACUGAAGUUCUUACUAAAGCAAGCAAUCUUGAAAAAGUUAAACUACGUCUUCAAGGCGAAGUAGAAAAACUUGCUGAUGAAGCUGCCACACAACGUAAACGAGCAGAUGAAGCCGUUCGUCGUAACAAACAAUUGGAAAAAGAAGUCGACGAGUUUCGACAUCGUUUAAGUCAAUUAAGUGCCGAACUUGAAUCAGCUUUACAAGCUAAUCGUAAUUAUCAAAGUGAAUUGGUUAAAGUUAAAAGCUUAAAUGAUCAGCUAACAGAACAAAUUGAUAUUAUUACACGCGACAAACGUCGUAUACAAGACGAAUUCGAUGUAGCACUGAAUCAAAUAUCCGACUUAAAUACACGUAUAAUCGACUUGGACCGUCUUCGUAAACAACUCGAAGCCGAAAAGUUAUCAUUAGGAUCAACAAUUGAUGAAUAUCGAGAACAAUUACACAUUGAAAUAACAAAAUAUAAUUCAUUAAGUAGUCAAAUUGAAAAGUUUCGUGCUGAUUUUGAAAAGAGAAUUGCUGAAAAAGAAGAAGAACUCGAUCUACUUCGAGUGAGCCAUCGAAGACAAUUGGAACAAAUGCAAUCACAAAUCGAAGAAAUUGAAGUGCGUUAUAAAACAGAUAUUAGUCGACUUAAAUCGAAAUUUCAAGCAGAAAUCGAUGAAAUUCGUCAUCAUUAUGAUUCACUUAAAAAAGUUAAAGCUGAAUUGGAAAAUCACCUUAAAAAACUCCAAGUUGGUAUUAAAGAAGCGCAAGAUCGGCUUGCGGAAGAACAAACAUUACAUGAAACAACACGAGAUGCACUUAGUGCUGCUGAAAAACGAAAUGGUAGUCUUCGCGGUGAAAUCGAAGAACUUCGUGUAUUGUUUGAACGUAGUGAUAAAGCUCGUAAAACAACUGAACUUGAAUUACAUGAUUCUGAGCAACGAUUAGCCGAAGCAACAUCAUUUGCCAAUCGUGCUAUUGCAGAGAGAAAGAAAUUUGAAGCCGAUGCCAUACAAUAUCAAGGAGAAAUUAUUGACAUCCGACAAGAACUCAAAAUUAUAGAUGAACGAGCACGAAAAUUAUGUGCUGAAUUGAUUCAUCGUGAUGAAGAAAUUCGUCAUGAACGUGAAAAAACUGCUGAAGCUGAAGCAUCGAAACGUGCCUUAGAUCAACAAUUACGUGAUUGUAGUGCAAAAAUUGAUGAAGCUGAAGCAUAUGCACGAGCUGAAGGAAAACGUACUGCUGCUAAAUAUGAAGGAAGACUUGCACAACUUGAAACAGAACUUGAAUUAGAACGCGGCCGUUAUCAAGAACUUCUUAAGGAUUUACGUCGUAAUGAAAAACGUCUUAAAGAUUUAUUAAGUCAAAUUGAUGAAGAACAAACAAAAGUUCUUUCACUUACAGAAUCAUUAAGUAAAGUUAAUGAUAAAAUGCGUAUUUAUAAAUCACAAAUAGAAACUGCUGAAUCAUCGGCUGCGCAAGUAUUAACACGUGCUCGUCGUCUUGAACGAGAACUUGAAGAUGCCGAAGAACGUGCUGAAAUGGUUACAACAACAUUAAUUCGUUCACGAUCUGUUCAUCGUGUUAGUGAUUACGAAUAA
Molecule: messenger RNA, 2481 nt
Organism: Rotaria socialis
Lineage: Eukaryota; Metazoa; Rotifera; Eurotatoria; Philodinida; Philodinidae
Source: the annotation of a GenBank genome assembly